Molecule: messenger RNA, 756 nt
Organism: Oikopleura dioica
Lineage: Eukaryota; Metazoa; Chordata; Appendicularia; Copelata; Oikopleuridae
Source: the annotation of a GenBank genome assembly
AUGGAAGCAAAAGAUUUAGAUGAUGUCACAAAUCUAAAUCCCGAACACUUGAGAUACUGUCUCAAAAGUCUGGGCCGCUACAUCCCCGGACAUAUCCACGACACAAUACCUGCUGAAGAAGCGAUACCUUUGGUAAUAGAUCAUAUAUCCAGCGUUCAUGGAUAUGAACACGAGAAUCUACCAAAUAUUCCGAUCCGUCGAAUGAAAAAGCAGAACGACAACGAUUUUAAGCUUCAAAUGAGCUUAGUCGAAGACGGCAUCCUCCUCCCUUCUACGAAUUUCUUCGUUUCGAAUCUCAUCAUGUUUCGCCGAGCCGUUGAAUUCUGCAUGCACGAUUUGUGUUUAACUCUGCUAGCGUACAAAGAAGGCGCUCCACUUUUAGUCUACAAAGAAGAAGAAGAAACAAGCACGAUAGAAAUAGACAUUGGUCUGAAGAAAAUGAUCGAAAUCUACCGCGGCCGUCCGGAAAUAACGAUCUGGCAGGAGCUCAGGCGCCUUUUCAGAGAACAACUCGACGAUUUGUUCAAUAAAAUCAGAGGCUAUCGAAGUUUACUGAUAGACUGCUGCGGCAUUGACGAGUUGCGCGGCUACGAAAGCUCUCUCAACGCCGAAAUCCCAAUCAAAACCGCUGAUUUGGACCUUUUCAAGCACCCGAAAUUUUCGCCAAGCUACGAGAUCAAAGAUCGCCCAAAAGUAAAGGCAAAGUCGCGCAAAAAGACCAAAAUUAAUCAAAAUCCCCCUUCCGAAAGUUCGUAA